CACAUCCUCUUAAUUUCUACUCCUUCACUCACUCCAAUAUGAGUCUGAAGACCGGGUUGGUGGUCCUCCUUCUCUGCAUGCCAGGGCUGCUCGGUGAUGAGUGGGCGGGGGCCUACACUGAGAAGGAGAUCUGUGCAAUUAAAGGAUCCACUGUGAAGCUUCAGUGUUCCUUUAAGUUCCCGCCCACAGAAGACGGGCGUGUGAUCAAGGUCAAGGAAACAUUUUGGUUCACCAAAUAUCCAGAGGAAGAUCUGAGAUUGGACCCUCAGUACUUUGGUGGUGUGCAGUCUGAGUGUCAUGGCAACAACUGCAGUCUGACCAUCGCAGACGUGAGAUGGAGUGACGAGUACACGUUCAGAUUCACAACCAACCAUUCCAAAGGAGGGUUCAACGUCCCGCCUGGUGUCAAAGUGACCGUCACUGAUCUGAAAGCACAAGUGUCCGGUUAUUGGUAUAAUCUGAAGUGUGUCCACAGCACUUGCAGUCCUCGGUCUCCUUCUUCAUACGUCUGGUAUAAGAAUGGAGAGGAAAUCCAUAAUGCAAAGUCUCAAGAGUACAAUGCAGAGUAUGACUCCACAGACAGUUACUCCUGUGCUGUAAGAGGACACGAGCAAGAUGUGUCUCCUCCAGUGUGUGUGUCCAGGCCAUGUAACAAGGUGGUUUACUACAAGAGACACAUCUGUGCCAUCCAAGGAUCAUCAGUGGACAUUAUCUGUGAAUACAAGAGCUAUGGAGAUACCCAGACAAAAUUCUGGUUCCGUACAGAUUCUAGUCACCCGGGGAACCCCUCCAUCACUGAAGACCCUCGGUAUGAAUUACCUUUAGAGACUUCUAGAAAAAGCAGACUGAGAAUAAAAGAUGUGAGGCAGAGUGAUUCUGCUGAGUACCGCUUCAAAUUCACCGCUUAUGAUGGUUUUGAAUGGAGGAGUAUUUCACCUGGAAGCACCUUGACAGUAACAGCUGUGCAGGUGCAGGUGAUGUCAGUCAGAGUUGAAGAUUCUCACCUUGUUGCACAAAUGUUGUGUCACACAAGCUGCCUUCCAGAAGCUCCUUUGUCUUUUGUGUGGCAUCACAAUGGAGCGUAUAUUAAUCAAGGAACCAUAAUAGAAGUCACCUUGUCACCUGGAGACUACAUCACCUGUGCUACACAACAAGUUAAUGAUGUCACCACCUCUCCUGUUCUGUAUGUUCUGAAAAGACCCUCAGUGUCUCUGAGUGAUACUGGUGACAUAUUGGAGGGUCGUCCACUGACACUGACCUGCUACAUCGACAACUACGACUACUCCUCAGCAACAGUUGAUUACUGCUGGUACAAGAAGAAGAAUGUGUCUUCAGAUGAUGAAGUCCUCAGUAAAGAUCGACAACUGGUCCUCCCGUCCAUCAACUCUUCAGACUCAGCAGAGUAUUGGUGUACUGUGGAGGACCAGCUGGGGAAGAAGACAUCAGAACCCGUCUUCAUUGAUGUCCAAUAUGCUCCAAAGCGUCCGUACGUGUUUGUAGUUCAGUCCAACAAGUUGUCGGCUGGCAGUCUGGUGAAUCUGAUCUGCAGCAGCGAUGCUAACCCGGCCGCUAGCUACACCUGGUACAAGGAGAACAUGUCGUCUCCUCUGGCAUCAGGUCAGACGCUGACCAUCAAAGACAUCAGUCCAGGUCAGACGCUGACCAUCAAAGACAUCAGUCCAGGUCAGACGCUCGCCAUCAGGAACAUCACAGAGCAGGGUGGCCAUGAUUACUACUGUGAGGCCAACAACAGCAGGGGGCGCCACAUCAUUGGUGUGCACGUGAGCGUGAAUGGAAAGUCCUUUAGAACGAUAAACAUCAUCAGGCUGUUCUGUUCUGCUGUUGUGUUCGUGGGCAUCCUGAUCAUCCUGACUCUGCACUUCAGGACAACGUCUCCCUCGUCCACCGCAGAUCCAAAUGAGCUCGUUGAGCCUGCAGAGGUGACAUGUUGUUGGUUCUGGUGUCAUGAAUGCAGUCUCACUGUCAUCGUGUGUCCUCUUGUCAGCAGCUGGAUCAAGGCGACUAUGAGAACAUUGAUGCAGAAGACGCGCUGUGACGGACAUCUUGACCAUGAACAACCAAGUUGUUUUAAUAUUCAUAUUUUCACUUCCCGCACUGAAAUGUCUAACAGGAAGAGGCAAGAAUAGAAAUACAUCACUCAUGCACGGACAAAGGAACACAGAGAGACUAAUUAAAAGAAGAAUGAAUUCAAAUCAAUAAAUAUACAAAAUAUAAGUUAACAGUGUUGGGUUAGUUACUGAAAACCAGUAUCUAGUUAGUUACUAGUUACUUUAUUUCAAAAGUAACUCAGUUACUAACUCAAUUACUUACACCAAAAAGUAAUGCGUUACUGUGAAAAGUAACUAUUUAGUUACUUCUUUUUUUUAAGGCUCCCAUUAAUGCCCUUUUAGCCUUCAUUUCAGUACUGUUAUUGCACUGGAGAAUAAUACAAUAUGUUGAUCAACUUGACAUGCAUUUGCAUCACUGAACUCUGCUAAGCAAUGUGGUCUACAUACAACACACAAAGACAGAGAUAUGUUUCAAAGGGCCAAUUUAUUUUGGGCCAGAACAAAUUGACAAAACUAUUUUAAAUAGCUGCAACAUAACAUACAUAAGUAACAAACCGCAUAAUAACAACAUGUCACAACAUUGCUGUGAACCUGGCUUCACCCAAGGAAGACACACAUGACAUGAUUAUAUGUCAUGUGACUAUAUACAGCACACAUACUGCUAUACACACGCCUAACCAGGCUUUUUUUCUCUCAAAGAAUUGUGAAAUAAAAUCAUGUCUUCAGGACAUCAACACUGUACUGAAGCCCAGAACACUCUACGCAUUUCCCCAGUUUUAGUUUAGAGAAAAGGAAAGAUUGGCCUGGCCCACUAGGAUCCCUCUUUAUGUUUGUGAACUUUAAAGUCUAUACAUUUAGAGUGAUGUGAUAAUCAAACACUCUAGAAGUCUAAAAUUAAAAGAGUAUAUAAGAGAAUUGACAGAGUGUGUGUACCUUCAGUGCUGAAUGAUGAGCAGAGGCAGAGUUGGGAGUGUCUUCUUUAGGUUGAUUUCCAUGUUGAUGUACUCACUGUCCACUGUGUCCAGGAACUUGGAAAAUGUUUUCGUGCCAUUUGCCGUUUGACGCCUGCUAUCAUGCUAAUUAGCUGCCUGAAAGCGGGUGACUCCACUGUAGAAAUAGCCCGCAUGUCUUCUAGCACAUACGCUGCAAUGGCUCUAUCAAUGUUGUCCUAGCUAGCAGUCCCUCUGUUAAAAUCCAACCGCUGUUGCUGAGGUGGUGGAGGAGGUGAAGUGUGUCUCUCCUUACUAGCUUUGUCGAAGCAUGUUGCUUUUGUAGGUGUUUCAGCAGAUUUGAAUUGCAGUUUUGGGCAGUAGAUGGGAUCUUUGAUCCAAGACACAACUUACAUUUAACUAAAAUGUUAUUUUUUUUGUGCUCGACAAAAGAAAAAUAGUGAGAAUAUCUCCAUGUAAAGAAACUCAGCUUCGGCUCAGCAUUGAUGUCUUGUUAGUAAACACAGACACGCCCCCCGCCCCACACACGCACACACAGCGCGCCUCUUGUGAGACAGGAAGAUUCAGAAGGACGACACCGCAGCUCUCCAAUUAAACACACUCAGAUCUUCUCAGUUUUUAGCCGAUACCAUAUAAAAAUAACAUAAAAUAACGCAGUAACACAUCAUGUAGUAACGGUAACUGAGUUACUGAAUAUAAAAGAUAACGCGUUAGACUACUAG
Messenger RNA from Nerophis lumbriciformis (worm pipefish), 3741 nucleotides. RefSeq names its product cell adhesion molecule CEACAM5-like. The record is from RefSeq and is a predicted model, not a curated record. Lineage: Eukaryota; Metazoa; Chordata; Actinopteri; Syngnathiformes; Syngnathidae.